AUGUCAGUGGCAUGCACAAUUAUUUCUCCUCCCAAUCUUCUGUUGAACAAGACUCACAUUGCGGCAUCCGCACAAGCUCAUUGGGAUCGCAUUGAUAACAUUGUUCGUCAAUGGAUCUACGGAACCAUAUCCAGUGAUCUCUUGAAUACUAUAAUCAAUCCAGACGACACAGCUUUGGAUGCUUGGAAUCAAUUGGCAGAAUUAUUCCAAGAUAAUAAAACUUCUAGAGCCAUCCAUCUUGAAAUAGAAUUUGCCAAUACUAAUCUGCGUGAUUUUCCGGACGCAAAGGCGUAUACACGCCGUCUCAAAGUUUUAGCCGAUCAAUUGGCAAACGUUGGUGCCAAAGUCUCUAAUCAGCGUAUGGUAUUACGCCUCCUUACUGGACUCACGGAUGCGUAUGAGGGAUUUGUUACUGUAGUUCAGAACAAAUCUUCACUCCCUUCUUUUGAUCAAGUCAAAUCUAUGCUUCUUCUUGAAGAAACUACUAAGGCAGAGCGAGCUAAACUUGAUGCUUAUGCCUCCUCUGCCAUGGCGAGCUAA
This is a messenger RNA of Jatropha curcas, 540 nucleotides long. The record is from RefSeq and is a predicted model, not a curated record. Lineage: Eukaryota; Viridiplantae; Streptophyta; Magnoliopsida; Malpighiales; Euphorbiaceae.